Molecule: messenger RNA, 914 nt
Organism: Doryrhamphus excisus (bluestripe pipefish)
Lineage: Eukaryota; Metazoa; Chordata; Actinopteri; Syngnathiformes; Syngnathidae
Source: RefSeq, a predicted model, not a curated record
UGUGUCUGUUUAGAUCAGCAUUCACUGCAAAUUAUUUGUCACAUCAGAGAAGCCAGGUCCGGCACGUAAAUCAUGCACCUAUAGGCAGGGCAGGUGGGUGUUAAAUCUAAAUAAGUAUUCCAUGUACUUUCAAGUGGAUUGAGAAUAUUUGUGCACGUUAGGUGGAGGGCCCUUUCAGGAGAUGACUCCAUUUGUGAGUGCUGUAAUUCACGGUGUGCGAACUUCAAGUCACAGAAAAACAUAAUGAAAGGUUCCGUAAGGAGUGCGUUGUUGGUUGCCGAUCAGCCGCUUGCAGAGGAAGGCUUACUUGCCAUCAGGAGACGGAAUCAUCCUCAACAUCAGAAUCAUGGCGUCUUGCAGCAAAAUGCAGACUUACUUAAAUAUGAUAAAGAAGAGUAUGAUGGGGGAGAGAGGCUGAUUCGUGAAUCUGCACUCGAAAAAUUUCCCCAGGUGAGGGAGACAUCAGAAGAGAGCAUUUCAAAUGAGUUUGAAGAGAAAGGAUCAGGAUAUGAAGUGGACAACUUGAAGGAAGAACAAGAAGGACAGAAUGCAGGGCAGCUGGGCCAAGUCAAUCCAACAAAAGGGGAAGCACUGCAUGAAUGUCUGCAGCCGGAGCAAAUGUUAGCAUCACAAGUCACAGAGCAGGGAGAUGUGCAGCAUUAUGAUGCUAAAGGUGAUGAAGAAAAGCGGAAUCGCACAAAUGGGACGGAGGAGGCUGCAAGAACAAAGUUCUCUGAGGUCCACAACAAUGAUGAGCAAGGAGAUGACAAAGACCUGAUCUGGUAUUUCUCAUGGAGGUGUCCGGAUGAACUGGGGAUGCACGGCGGACAAGUGAUUAGCAUAUAGGCCUCACAGCUUGGAGACAGGAGUUCAAUUCCACCCUCAGCCGUCUCUGUGUGGAGUUUGCAUGUUCU